AGUGGUUGCAUAUAAAAGUACACAGGAGCACUCCACACCCUUUUAACCACAAAAAGAGAGAAAUCUAGAGAGAGAGAGAGAGAGAGAGAGAGAGAGAGAGAUGAGGAGAGUUGUAGCCUCUUUGUUAUUCUUGGUGGGGCUCUUGCUCAAGAUUAUAGAAGGUGGUGGGGCUCUCAAGUUCACAAGAGAGGAUUUUCCACAGGACUUUGUUUUUGGAGCAGGAACCUCAGCUUAUCAGGUUGAAGGGGCUGCAGCUGAGGAUGGAAGGACUCCAAGUAUUUGGGACACAUUCACUCAUUCAGGGAGGAUGCUGGACAAGAGCACAGGUGACGUGGCAGCUGAUGGGUACCACAAAUACAAGGAAGAUGUGAAGCUAAUCCAUGAUACAAACUUGGAGGCCUACAGAUUCUCCAUAUCCUGGCCAAGGCUUAUUCCAAAUGGAAGAGGGCCUGUGAAUCCAAAAGCACUGGAAUAUUACAACAAUCUCAUCAAUGGGCUAGUAAAAUAUGGAAUUCAGAUACAUGUUACACUCUAUCAUUUGGAUCUUCCUCAAGCACUUGAAGAUGAGUAUGGAGGAUGGGUGAGCCCGAGGAUCGUGGACGAUUUCAUGGCGUAUGCAGAUGUAUGCUUCAGGGAAUUCGGCGACAGGGUUUCCCACUGGACCCCUCUUGUAGAGCCUAAUGUUAACGCAAUGGCGAGCUACGACAGCGGAGCGUUCCCGCCUAAUCAUUGUUCGUAUCCAUUUGGACUCAAUUGCACAGUUGGCAAUUCCACUGUGGAACCAUAUAUAGUAGGCCAUAAUUCCCUGCUAGCGCAUGCAUCAGUUGUUAGAUUAUACAGGGAAAAGUAUCAGGUGAGUUUAUUUUGUUGCUAUCUUUUUAGGUUUGUUCCAUGUAAUGUAUCUUAUUGUCUUCAGUUGGAGUCUACUGCUAAUUAUUGGGUCAAUACUGGGUUACAGGGUGUGCAAAAUGGAGUUGUAGGCGCAAAUGUAUACACCUUCUGGUGUUAUCCAUUUUCGAACUCUGCUGCAGAUAUUGCAGCAACUCAAAGAUCUAUGGACUUUAUGGUGGGUUGGAUCAUACAUCCAUUGGUGUUCGGAGACUACCCGGAGGUGAUGAAGAAGAACGCGGGCUCGAGGAUUCCGUCAUUCACCAAAAGCCAAUCUGAAUUAGUCAAGGGUGCAUUCGAUUUUCUCGGAAUAAAUCACUACACUUCGAUAUAUGUUAGUGACAACUCAAAUAACGUUCCCAAGACCGGCCUUCGAGACUUCAAUGCUGAUAUGUUUGCUACAUUCAGAGUUACUAGAGAUGACCCACCAGCAGGCAAGUUUGUUCCGACGCGCAUGCAGAUCGACCCUGCUGGGUUGCAGUAUAUGCUGGAGUAUAUCAAAGAAGUUUACGGCAAUCCUCCUGUUUAUAUCCAAGAAAAUGGUUAUGGCCAAAAAGCCAAUGACACUAUACAUGACGCCGAGAGGGUCGAUUACUUAAGCGGUUACAUGGGAAGCAUGCUAAGUGCAAUCAAGAAUGGAGCGAAUGUGAAAGGAUACUUCGUGUGGUCGUUCUUGGACGUCUUCGAAGUAUUGGCGGGGUAUCAAAGCCGCUACGGACUCUACUAUGUUGAUUUUGAGGACGAGAAUCGUACGAGGACGCCGAAGCUCUCCGCUUAUUGGUACUCCAACUUCUUGAAGAAGAAACUUUUAAAGAACAGUAAGAGGAGGUCCAAAUAUGCAGCAAUUUUGGCCGAGCAAUGAACCUGCUAAAAGAUAUCCUACUCAAAUGGUACAGUACUCAUUGUGAUCUUACAGCAGAUGAUUUUAUGUGAUAUGAGAUCUUACUUAGAACAUAGCAAUAAUCCAAGUUAUGAGGCUUGCAUGGUGGCAAUACAUUUAUAAAUGGUGUCACCUAAGUAUACUCCUUUCAAUGUUUUUUUAAGAUUAUUUGCUACCAAAUGAUGAAAAAAAGACCAUUAGCAACAUGUACUAAGGAAAAAUAGACCCUCUCAAGGAACAGUUUGUUUGCAUCAUCUAGAAAUUUCUUGUAGAAGCUUUGUUCACUGCUGUAUAAAUAAGAGAACUGUAUCACAGACAAUGAAAAGAGAAUGUAAAAGAAAAUUUUGUUUUUGUGACUUGA
This is a messenger RNA of Ananas comosus (pineapple), 2129 nucleotides long. RefSeq names its product beta-glucosidase 22. The record is from RefSeq and is a predicted model, not a curated record. Gene Ontology annotation, molecular function: beta-glucosidase activity. Gene Ontology annotation, biological process: carbohydrate metabolic process. The transcript has 12 exons. Lineage: Eukaryota; Viridiplantae; Streptophyta; Magnoliopsida; Poales; Bromeliaceae. Bases 101 to 1750 code for a protein of 549 amino acids.